GGCUAUGGCUGUUUGUGAUUCUCUGAUUUCCAUUGGAGGAAAAGUUGUUGAAUUAUUGGUGGAGCCAGUUGGGCGUCAAUUCGAUUAUGUCUUGUAUCGAGUGAAAUACACUGAAGAUCUACAAGAGCAAGUUCAAAAUUUAGAGGCUCAGAGAAAAGAUGUGCUCGACUCCAUCGAUGCAGCAAAAAGGAACAGAGAAGAAAUUCUAGAAAGUGUCAAGAAUUGGAUUGACAAAGUUAAUGGGUUCAUUCUUAAGGCUAAAGAGUUUCUAGAGGGUGGAACCAAUAUGAAUCUGAAAUGUUUCAAUGGGUGGUUUCCUGAUUUGGUCACAAGACGCCGGCUAGGUAAGGAAGCAAAAAAUAAAGCAGAGGAGGCUAAAGAGCUGGGAAAAGAAGGCACAUUCAAUAACAACAUAUCCAAACCUGCACCUUCCUUGGGGAUAGAGUCCAUACCCUCUGAACAGCUCGUGCCUUAUGCUUCUACAAAUUUGACAAUGACGAAUGUAAUGGAGGCACUAAUUGACGACAAGAUCAACUUCAUUGGAAUACAUGGUAUUGGGGGCGUUGGAAAGACAACUUUGGUAAAAGAAAUUGGCAAAAAAGCAAAAUCUGAUAAGCUUUUUGAUGAAGUUGUGAUGGCUGUAGUGUCUCAGAACUCAGACAUUAAAAACAUUCAAGGUCAAAUAGCUAGCAUGUUGGGUUUCACCAGAUUAACUGAUCAACAAAGUGAAAUUCAAAGAGCAAGCAUGUUGUAUGCAAGACUCAGGGAUGUGAAGAAGAUCCUUGUUAUAUUGGAUGAUGUUUGGGCUGAACUUGAUUUGGCGGCCGUGGGCAUUCCAUUUGGCAAUGAUCACCAGGGUUGCAAAAUCAUAAUCACAACACGGCGUGAGCAAGUAUGCGAUUCCAUGGGAAAGGAAACGCCGAGGACAAAGAUUGUUCAUCUUGGUGUUUUAUCUGAAAAAGAUUCAUGGGACUUGUUCAAAAAGAAUGCUGGCAAUGUCGUUGACUCUAACGCGGUGAAUGCUAUCGCUAAUAAGGUUUGUAAAGAAUGUGGAGGUUUGCCUAUAGCACUUGUUACAGUUGGAAGAGCAAUGAAACGUAAUAAAGAUAAACCUGAUUUAUGGAACGAAGCAGCUCGAGAAUUGAGAAAAUCAAUGCCAACAUAUAUUGAAGGUGUUGACAAACGAGUGUACAAAUGUCUUAGGUUGAGCUAUGAUUACCUGGAAGAAGAGGAAGCCAAGGCUUGCUUCUUGCUUUGUUCUCUAUUUCCUGAGGAUCAUUACAUCUUAAUAGAAGACUUGGUACGAUAUGGGAUGGGGUUGACAGUAUUCAAAAAUGUUGAUACAGUGCAAGAAGCUAGGGGCAGAGCAAAGUCAGUGAUCAACAAUCUCAUAGCUUCCUGUUUAUUAUUAGCUAGUGACACACAAGAAUGCUUCAAAAUGCAUGAUGUUGUCCGUGAUGUUGCCAUAUUUAUUGGAUCCAAAAAGUAUUUUGUAAGAGCUGGUUGCAAUUUGAAUGAUUGGCCCAAGAUCGAUAGUUUGAAUCAAUACACUGGUAUAUCAUUGAUGAGAAAUCAAUUUAGUAACCUUCCUGAGGUCUUGGAAUGUCCAAAUCUCCAAAUAUUACUAUUACAAGGCAAUGGAAAUGCAUGGUCAUGUUCACAUGAAUUCUUUUCAAGGAUGAAAGAACUUAGUGUUUUAGAUUUGAGCGAACUUGGCUACAAUUUUGACAAUCCAAUUCGUAGUCCUUAUGCUUUCAAUAACCAAAUGUUUCUUCGAACGUUAGUUCUUGAUCGAAUUAAGUUUGGGGACACUAAAUUUCUUGGACAGUUAAAGACGCUUGAAGUCCUUAGCCUCAGGUAUGCCUUCUUUUCUGAGGUACCAAAUGCUAUAAGGGAGUUAACUAAUCUAAGGUUGUUGGACAUGACUGAAAGUUGUCAUGAAUUUCUGAUUCCGGCCGCAAUGGUAUCGCCUUUAUCCCAUUUGGAGGAGUUGUACUUGUUUCGCAUCACAUAUUCGAGGAGUAUCGGAUACCCUGCAGUGGAAGUAGUUGCUGCACUAAGAUCUUUGCCUCUCCUAAAAAUGCUAACCAUUUCCAUACCUGACAUUGCGUAUAUACCCAAGGACUUUGUUUUUCCUGAGCUGGAAAGUUUUAUUAUUUUUAUUGGAAAAUCGAGUUCGGUGUAUAGCGUUGAAAAUUAUUCCCCAAAUCAUUUGGAACUUGGAAAUUUGGUUGGACGCUUUGUUGAUUGGAGUAAAUGGCUAAAGAUGGUGUUGAAGAGAGCUACAUGUCUAAGUAUUAAAGAUUGUUCUGAAUUGGAAUACUUGAUCAACACAGAGGAAUGGGGGAUUUCAUCACAGGCACAACCACGUGAUCUGAAAUUGCUCUUCAACCUGGAAGACUUGGAACUCUAUCGUUUGGAUAGUUUCAAAGGGAUAUGUGCAGCAAGUGCACUUAUUACUUCCAGCUGGGUGUGCUUCCCAAAGCUCAAGAGAUUGGUAGUUAGCGGAUGUGAUUCACUAUCAGCUAUUCUUCUUCCAUUCAAUUUGCUUCAAAGGCUACAACAUUUGGAGAAGCUUCAGGUAUUCGAAUGUGAGAAAUUGGAACAAGUAUUUGAUUUUGGUUCUGAAGGAGAAGGCAUGAAGCUGCUUGCUAGUUUGAGAGAGAUAUAUCUAUGCAACUUGCCUAGAUUGAAGCAUAUAUUGAACUGCUCCAGUCGUCAACAUGUGCAACUCUGCAACCUAAGUUAUUUGGCUGUCAAUUCAUGUGGCAAACUGAAAUACGUCUUCCAACCUUCCAUAGCUCAAGCUCUUCAUCAACUUGAAAGGCUUUGGGUAAGUGACUGUGAAGAAAUAGGGGAAAUUGUUGCUGCGAAGCAAAACGAAGGGCAACAAGAAGAAGAAGAAGAAGAAGAAGAGAGAGUGGACUACAAGAUGAUGUUCAAAAGUCUCAAACAACUCCACCUUGAAGAUCUUCCAAACCUAAGUGGUUUCUGCACAGGAGGAGACGACUUUCCUUUUGAAUGGCCAUCCUUGGAACUACUUGCAGUGAUAAACUGCCCCAAAAUGAAGACUUUCGCUGCCACUACUUCCGGCAGCACACCAAAACUGAAGGAAGUUGUAUUGGAUGUUGAAUCAGUGAUACCGCUACAGGGGAUGGACUUGAAUCAGUUUGUGCAAACCCAUAUCAUUUCAAAGCCACCUAAGUUGGAAAGUAUUCCUUUGAUGGUGCAAGGAGUAUGGUCUGAAGAUCCUGCAGCGCAAAUAGAAGCAACUACUCAGUUCAGGAAGCUAUUAUCAAUUGAACGCAGCCCUCCAAUAGAUGAAGUGAUCAAAGCAGGUGUAGUCCCUCGGUUUGUGGAGUUUCUUGGAAGGCAAGAUCUGCCUCAACUGCAAUUUGAGGCAGCAUGGGCUUUGACCAAUGUUGCAGCUGGGACAUCAGAGCAUACUCGAGUUGUCAUUGAACAUGGUGCUGUCCCCAAGUUCGUGCUACUUUUGAGCUCUGCCAGUGAUGAUGUCCGUGAGCAGGCAGUAUGGGCUUUGGGUAAUGUUGCUGGUGGCUCUCCAAGUUGUAGGGAUCUUGUUCUUGGUAAUGGUGCACUUAUGCCUUUGCUAGCUCAGUUGAAUGAACACUCAAAACUUUCUAUGCUGAGAAAUGCUACAUGGACUCUGUCCAACUUCUGUCGGGGCAAGCCUCCAACACCAUUUGAGCAGGUGAAACCUGCAUUGCCAGUUCUUCGACAACUUAUCCACUUGAAUGAUGAAGAAGUUUUGACUAAUGCUUGCUGGGCACUCUCUUAUCUUUCUGACGGCCCAAAUGACAAAAUUCAAGCUGUGAUUGAGGCAGGUGUCUGUCCACGACUUGUGAAGCUUCUGCUUCAUCCAUCGCCUACGGUUCUUAUACCUGCUCUUAGAACAGUGGGAAACAUUGUAAGAGGUGAUGACACCCAAACUCAGAAAGGCAGAAGCUAGUGACCUGUAUACAGUCAAUACAUUUCCAUCCGAAUCUCCAAGUCUGAUUUACUUAUCACUGUUAUGAAACUUGGAUUGUCUAAUGAAUCAGAAAAGAGAAAGAUGAGGUUCAUUGGUUUAGCCUCAUGGCCUGCUGGAACUGAAUCCUGAUGUCAAUGAUGUAUGGAAGGAUCUUAUAUUGUAUCAAAAUAGAAUACCAUCAUUAACAGUCAAUGAAUUUCCAAGUCUUUUUUACUUAUAAAUGUUGUAAAACUUGGUUUAUCUAAUAAACCAGAAAAGAGACCGAGAUGAGGUUCAUUGGUUUAACCUCAUGGUCAGCUGGAACUGAAUCCUGAUGUCAAUGGUGUACGGAAAUAUAUUAUAUUGGCCCUGUUUGGUAACGCUUAAAAUUCAAUUUUGUUCAACUUACUUGCUUUAAACAAGUUGACUAUUAGUGUUUGGUUGCAAUUGUAAAUUAGAGCUUAUUUGACUUUUUUAGCUUAUUUAGCCAAAAAAGGUGAGAUUUUCAUAAACUAUAAUUUGUAGGUUUUUUGAGCUAUUUGAAAUCCUUAAAUACAUAGAGACAAAACAUUUUGUGUGCAUUCUAGAUAUUUGCACAACAAAAAAAAUUAUGUGACAGCUUAUUUAACCAAACAUGUUUAACGUUUUUCACAGAUUAUUAAAGGCCACCCAAAACAGAUUUACAGCUUAUUUUAAUUAUUCUGAGAUAAUAAUCUAAAAAGCAAUAAUCAUAAAAGCUAACUUAUAAGUUGUACCAAAUGGGCUAUUGCGUCAAAUAGAAUAUCAUUUAAAUAUGAAAAAAUUAUGCUAAAAAAAACUUCUUAGUUUGAUCAAAUUCCCAUAACAUUUUCAGACAAGCUUUUUGGCAUUCUCUUUUUUGUAAUGAAUAGAAGGGUAACUUCUGGCUGUGUUUCUUUUCUGCCCUUUUUUGUCUUCAAAAUCAUGUUCGAGGAGGGAGAGAGAGGUACUAAAAGGAAGGAAUAAACUACGAAAGAGCUACAGAAAGACGGAACAGAAUUAUAGCAACCUAGGAGGAAAAAAUCAAAACCAGACCAAAUAUUUUAUGGUUAUGGUCACAAACACCCUUUAGCAUAAAGAAAUUGCAGAGUUUAAAUGAUUCUUGUUGUAGCCCAAUUCCCCAAAUAGA
Molecule: messenger RNA, 5117 nt
Organism: Camellia sinensis
Lineage: Eukaryota; Viridiplantae; Streptophyta; Magnoliopsida; Ericales; Theaceae
Source: RefSeq, a predicted model, not a curated record